This is a messenger RNA of Closterium sp. Naga37s-1, 2034 nucleotides long. NCBI's taxonomy places the organism in Eukaryota, Viridiplantae, Streptophyta, Zygnematophyceae, Desmidiales, Closteriaceae. The record is from the annotation of a GenBank genome assembly.
AUGUUCGCGCACCCGCUUCCCUUUAAGCUCUCUUUUCCAGAUAUCCUCGCUAUGGAGUCGCUCCGCUGUGAGCCAGUGCGCCAGAAGCCGAUAAAGGUGGCGGUGGCGGUGGACGGCAGCGAGAACAGCAUCGAGGCGCUGCGAGCCGCCAUCCGCAUGUUCGGCCCCACGGCCAAGGAGAUCCACAUCGUGCACGCGCGCCGCCCUUUCGACCAUGAUUUCGACGUGGAGAAUACGCCCCUAUGGCAGCAACCCUUUCAGCGCAUGGAGCGCCAAUCGCGCGCAGACUCGCGGGAGCUUCUCGGUAUUUGCUGCCAGAUGGCCGCACAGGAGACGCAGCGCGUGCGCCCCGCGCGCGACGGGUCCGCUGGGGGCGCGGGCGGCGCAGUCGGCGCCGCGGAUGGCGGCGCCAAUUGCGGCAGCACAAAUAGCAGUCCGGGGAGCAGUCCCGGGCACAGCGCGGAAAGCAGUCCGACCAGCCAUGGGGGGAGCGGGGUGGUUGUGGAAGCAGCGAGUAUGGGGGUAGGCGGGCUAGAGGUGAAAGGCGUGGAGUUAAGAGGCGAUCCGCGCGACGUGAUUAGCAAUUAUUCGAAAUACGUGGGCGCGGAUAUGCUGGUCAUGGGCUCGCGAGGGAGUAGCAUGCUCAAGAGGUUCCCCAUGGGCAGUGUGAGCAACUACUGCAUGCGUAACGCUGCUUGCCCCGUGCUCAUAGUCCCAGCUCCAAACACAGGCCCCACAGAAUCUCUUCUCAUGGCUGAUGGGAAAGCCGCCAGCGGCAGCGAGACGAACAUUGCUGCGUGGCUGUAUGGGGUGGAGGAUAUUCGUUUGCUUCCUGCACCCACCCCCUCGGAACUGGGGCCUCACGACGUGCGGGUGCGGGUGAGAGCCGUGGGAAUAUGCGGCAGCGACGUGCAUUACUAUAAGCACAUGCGAAUAGCAGACUACAUAGUCAACUCCCCCAUGGUUCUCGGCCACGAGAGCGCAGGCACGGUGCUGCAAGUGGGCUCGGCAGUGACGCGCUGCAAGCCGGGGGACGCAGUGGCCAUGGAGCCGGGGCGCGGGUGCCUUGCUACAGCCGCCGCCUGUGCGCACUGCGCGGGGGGCGCUGGCCGCUACAACCUGUGCCGCGACAUGCAGUUCUUUGCCACGCCGCCCGUGCACGGAUCGCUGGCCAAUGAGGUCAUCCACCCGGACUUCCUGUGCUUCCCCCUGCCCCCCUCCGUGUCCCUAGAGGAGGGCGCCAUGUGUGAGCCCCUCAGCGUCGCCAUACACGCCUGCCGCCGCGCCCUUGCCGCUGGCCCUGGCAUCCUCCCCCUCACGCACCCCUCCCACUCCCCUUCCUCCGCCACUCCCGCCGCCGCCACCACCCCCACCACUACCUCCUCCUCUGCUCCCUCCUCGCCUUUCUCCUCGGAGCCUUCACUUGCCGGGUUGCACGUGGCGGUGGUGGGAGUGGGCCCGAUAGGCCUGCUCGUGGCCAUGACUGCCUGUGCUCUGGGUGCCGCUGCCGUCGCCGUUGCGGAUGUUAGCAGGGACAGGGUGGCGUUUGCGGAGGAGGUGUUGUUGAGUGGUGGAGAGGGCGAGGGGGGAGGGGAGCGGGAGAAGGGGUGUGGAAUACGGGUGCUGCAGAUGGAAGCGGGUGCAACGGCUGAAGCCAACGCAGCUCACCUCCUAGAAGCAUGUUCGGGCACCAUCCACGUCACCAUGGACUGUGUAGGCAUCACCGCCACCAUGCGCACGGCUCUCCAUGCCACGUCAGCAGGAGGGCGCGUCGUGCUCAUAGGCAUGGGAGAAACCGAGCCUGAAAUGUCCCUACCUAUAGCUUCGGCCGUGGCUCUCCGGGAGGUUGACAUUGUGGGUGUGUUCAGGUACUGUCACACGUAUGAUACGUGCGUUGCGCUGUUGCGGGACCGGCGAGUUAACGUGAAGCCGCUUAUAACGCACCGGUUUGGGUUCUCGCAAGGGGAGGUGGAGGAUGCGUUUAGGGUGAGUGCGGGAGGAGGGAAGGCUAUUAAGGUAAUGUUCAACCUGUAG